GAAACUAGACUCCUGGGCUCAUAAAUAAAAGAUCCCCUGUGCGGUGCUGGCUGAUCACCGGGGCUCUUUCAGCUGUAUAAGUGGUGAAAGGCGACAUAAUCUGCCCACAUUAAGAUCUGAACUGAGAUUGAGACACGCACACAGAGCGGACCUGGAGAGACGCUCAUCUGGAGGAACCACAUAAGUCUCCUGGCGGCAGCAUGAUUAACCCGCAGCAGCAAGGCGAGCCCUUCCUGCACGACCCUCCUCCGGUCUUCGGGAAGCCCUGGUACUGGCAGCGCAGCAGCAGCACCAUGGAGAGCAGCCGCAGCCUGGCGCAGGUCAUCAUGGAGAUGCGCGACGAAAUCAAGAAGCUGGAAGCGGAAAACCGAGAGCUGCGGGGGGACUGUGGUGGUCAGCACUCAGGGACGGCAGGAGAAACCAGCGCUGGAACGGAGCAACCCGCGAUACUGGAAAACCCCUAUGGGAACCUGAGACGGAAUGCGUCUGCGCCAGUCCUGGAGGGACGGUACAAAGAAAACACUGCCAUGACUGUGCGAAGGUACUCCACAAGCUCCAGCCUCUCCGGGUUGACAGUGAGAGAGGGGAGAAUCGACAACAGGCAGAGUAACUCAGGAUGGGAUAGACUUCAUGAAGAAAUCCAGCAUGACAGCGAUGUGCUUGGGGAAGCAGAGAAAGCCAACAACCGCCACUCACUGCAGGAGUACGUCCAUAAAAACAGGGCAAAGGUAAAAACUGUAACCUUCCUUCUCCCCGUUGACGACAUUUACACCAGUCGACCUGUUCUGACCAAACACCAAGAGGAGCCCAAAAUCACCGGUCUGGCUUCCAUAGCCGAGACCGAGUCCUGAGAAAUAACGUUAAAAGACUUCGGACAUAUUAUUGCAACAGGUUGAAGAUCUAAACUGGAACUUUGCAUCCUCAUCUGAGUUUUUUCUUCCCUCCUAACUAGGUCAAUUUAGAUUGGGCUCUUAAUGAGUAAGCAAGCAGACCGAUUUUUAUCACACCUGACCAAGAAACUGGAGUCUCUGAUUACAGGUGUUCUUUUCAUUUGGCCAUGGCAAUCUAUGCCUGGUCAACAGGGAGGAGACGCAGGCCUCUCUGAACAGAGGAUCAGGUAUCCGAACUCCUCUCCCGGUCCGGGCUGUGGUUUCAGGGUGACACAUGUGGCAGCCUUUAUCAGACUCAGCUGUGGUCGCUGACUCAGUCCGUGUGAGCCACGUCACAGUCAUUAUUUAUUCAUCUCUUGUUCUCUUUACAAGGAACAGUGAAAUGCAUAUCCACAACCCCAAGUCAAACUGGCAUCCUGAAGAGGAUUUCAUUUGUAGCCCGUGCAAAAUGGGAAUUAAAGGUAUCACCGACAACAUGUGUCCGUUAUUCAGGAGGUUUAUUUAGCAACAUUACCCAAUAUGUCACAACCACACAUUCUCCUCAUUAAAAUCUAAAAAUGACACAUGAAACAUCAGUUUUUACUGCCUGAUAAGCAGCAACGUGGUUUAUGUAAUUAUGUAGUCAGCUUUUGCAUGAACAAGAUCAAUCUGUGUCCUCUUGUGAACUCUUUUACACAGCAAUGAGAUAAACAUUCACUACCAUGUUUUAAUUUUCAUGGAAUGCACCGAGUUGAUUGUUUAAAAUGAAACACAAUCAAAAUUAACACUGGUACAAAAGUAAACAUUUUCCCCAAGAGGAAACACAGGCAAGUCUCCCUAGAGAUUCACUAGGAUCUCUAGUGAUUGAGUUACAAGUGAAGCUGUACUGUCGAACUCAAAAGCAGAAUGAGCAAACUAGUGUCUUGUAUGGAGUUCAGUGUUUCCCCUGUUGAAGACCAGUUUACAGCUGCUUCAACUGGACUGAGGAAAUGGAGCAAAGUCAGUGAUCUGCUACAUCCAAACAUCAGCAGAUCACUGAGUAGAUUCCCCUUCAAAUUUAGCACAUUUUGCGCUUCGACAACAAAUAAUUGGUGAAUUUGAAGAGAUUGACAUAGAUAAUUGUGUAAUGAAAGAAAAAUGAGACAUGGUUUCAAAAUAUCUCACAAAAAAAACAAGCAUUCAAACGUGUGGCGUACUUCUGUAUUCUGCCCUUUUUAAUCUGAAACAUAAAUUAAUUCAAGUGAAAAGGUUUAAACUUACAGCAGCGCAAAUGGAAACAUGGUUUUCAUUUCCUUCAGGUUCUUAUGUAUACUGUGUUAUACUGAUUACUGUUUCUGGUCUAUCGCAUAAUAACUGAUCCUAAAAUUAUGAUCAGGUUGUAAAAUGUGAAGAAAAUCCAAGUGGAAUACAUUUGCUAAGGACUACAUGCUUAAAAGAAAGUAUCACAAGUAUAAUAAAAAGUUAAAAA
This is a messenger RNA of Gambusia affinis (western mosquitofish), 2337 nucleotides long. RefSeq lists its product as uncharacterized. Lineage: Eukaryota; Metazoa; Chordata; Actinopteri; Cyprinodontiformes; Poeciliidae. Bases 201 to 851 code for a protein of 216 amino acids. The transcript is spliced from 3 exons. The record is from RefSeq and is a predicted model, not a curated record.